Messenger RNA from Mus musculus (house mouse), 6108 nucleotides. It is a transcript of the gene Ldb1, whose product is annotated as LIM domain binding 1. Gene Ontology annotation, cellular component: beta-catenin-TCF complex; transcription regulator complex; nucleus. NCBI's taxonomy places the organism in Eukaryota, Metazoa, Chordata, Mammalia, Rodentia, Muridae. The record is from RefSeq and is a predicted model, not a curated record. Gene Ontology annotation, molecular function: DNA-binding transcription factor binding; RNA polymerase II-specific DNA-binding transcription factor binding; LIM domain binding. The transcript has 11 exons. Gene Ontology annotation, biological process: negative regulation of DNA-templated transcription; epithelial structure maintenance; hair follicle development. Bases 2434 to 4521 code for a protein of 695 amino acids.
UCCUAGGUCUCUUCUUGCAAGAGACCAUAUGCAUAGAAUAACUUCCUCCCCUUUAAAUAAGAUGUAUUCAGCCCUCCGAACCCCAGGGUUUUGGAGCUGACAACAGGCAGAAUUGCAAGGGUUGUGGCAUGUGCUCCCUACCACUGACUGAGCUGUGUGGCCCAACCCUGACCCUCAGUGUGCUUGCUUGUGCAACAUGGGCAAUAAGCAGCCCCUUCCAAAGGUCCCCUCGAACUCCAGGUGAGAUGCCCCAGCACUUGGGAGGUAGGAGCAGGAGGAUCAGUGGUUCCAGGCAAGGGAGAAGCUAAGGUGGUUUGCUCUGCAAGCAUGAGGAUUUGAGUGUGAUUCCACAGCACCUACCUAACAAUGCAGAUGUGGCCUUAAAUGCCUGGAACCCCAGCGGUGGGGAUGAACAUAGCCUUGGGGCUCCACAGAGGUCAGGGUCAGCCAGCCUAGCCUAAUCUGGGAGCCCUACAGCUCACUGUGUGAUACUGGAUUGUGUGGAAAUUAAGAUGGUUCCUGAGGAAGUACGCCAGAGGUUGACCUCUGACCUCUGCAUGCACACAUGAAACUAUGCACAGAUGUGGGCAGGCAUCAUUCACACCCAAAUGUACAAUGUCCUUAUAAAGGAGACCACAGGUGUGAACACCCAGCACAGAGCCAGGUCCUUGUUCACUCCUGCAGUUUUAUUUUUGUCUCCUUCCUUGCACCUAUCUCCACCUCAUCUCCGUCCUUGUAUUUCACCUUCUACACCUCCAACGUAGAAGAAUCUCUCAUUCAAAAGGAAGGAAGACCUCUGUGGGGUAUGAGAAAAUCCCCACAGUCCACCAGGUAGGUGAUCGGAAUCACCUUGGAAUCUGGUCUAGCUAGUUGUUUGGAAUGAGUGGCCUUAGGGGCAAGUGGUCCCAGGACUGGGAGAAGGCACAUUCACAUUCAUGGAUGAUAGAGAUUAGGAGUCAAAAGGCUGAAAGAUAUCCCCCUUCCUCUGUAUCAACUCACAUUCAGCACCCUCUUGUCAUCCUUGAAAUAAUCUUUACCAAAAAAAAAAAAAGGCAUACUUGUACUAAUGUCUAACCAGUAGUACUACAUGGGGAGAGAGGCUAUGCGGGGUACACAUUGUCUGGUUCAUAUCUCAUCCAGCUAAUUACAGACGGUAAAGCUCAGGGUGGGGCUGUCGGCUGUCAUACAGCUCAAGAGGGGUUGUGCAGGGAUUCAAAUCUGAGCAUCCAGAACUCGGGGCUAUUUGUUGCCUUAGGUCCUUAGGUCCUCUCCACUCCCUCUAGUGCUGACCUCUGAAAGAAAGUGGAAAGGAGAUGGACUCUGGCAGAGGAUGCUGCCAAGGAAAUGCUGGUGUGUGGAUGUCUUUUUUUUUUUUUUUUUGUCAAGUCCUUCUAUGCCCUUGGUGGGGACGGGGACGACGGCAGGCGGCGUAAUCCCGAGGAGCUCCCCAUAUUCUAAACACUGGGGGAGGGGUAUUCUCAUUCCUAGGCACGCCCUCCUUUCAAUCAUCAGACUCUACUACCAUGGUCUCUUGCUCCUUAGCCAAAAAACAAAAACAAAAAAAAACAAAAAAAACCCCUAAGGUUGGGAUAUGUGGUCUCAUGGCACCUUAACCUCCACCUUUGUAACUCUCCCCUGGACAGUCAAGCCAGCUGUGCAAACUCCUAAAUCGGGGUAGGGAAAUCAAACACCUUUUUCAAACAAUCCCCAUUUUAGCAACAAAGGGAAGAGGGAAGCCAGUGUAACCAGUCUAGUUCAGAUACCUUAGACAGGGAAUACCAGCCCCCAGAAUCUACCCAGGGAAUACACCACGAAGCUUAAGAGAAGCUAAGGCUUGGGGGACACCCCCCCCCCGAACUCCUUCUAGCAGCUCCCCUCCUCCCUGCUAAUAGGUAUUUCCUGUUUAUGAGGCAGCUAGGGCUGGGCUUUGGAGAAGGGAUGGAAGAGUUCUUCCCUUCCAUGGGUUGGGUUGAGGAGUCCUUGAGGACUGCCUGAAGGUUGGGAGGGUUCUCCCUUUGGAAGAUAGACUGACUGUCCAGGAUGCCCCACCCCCAACCCUCCCCGCGGCCUCUGCCCCUAUGGGUAGGGGGCACUGAAGGAGUAGGUUUCCUGUUCUCCACCUCCAAAACAGGGAGCUGCUUCCAGGGGGCGGAGGAUGGGGGUGGGUGGGUAGAAGGCUCCAGGGCUGGAAGAAGAAAGUGGGGGAAGGGAAGUGUCUUAACUGGUGCGUCAGAGCCUGCAAGAGGAAAGGAUGGCUUUGGUAGUGCUCCCCCCCUUCCCAGCCUAAUGGUCAUACCACAGCCCUUGUGUCCCCUUGCAAAAUGCGGACCUCAGGCCCUUAGGCGGGGGAGGGUGGGGUCCCUUCUUAAUUAACCCUUUUAGCUCUAGUCCCAACUGGUUUAGCAGGCAUGGUCUGGUUAAUUUAGAAAGGGGAUGAGUCUAGGGGUUGCUCUGAGAAUUAGGAGAGUGCUCCUUUUCCCACCCAGCUUCGGGUGGAGCGCGCCACACAGGGUCUCCGCAAAGAGCACAGGCAGGGGUCAGCGCCCCAUCCCUCCCGGGGGUGGAGAGAGGGUACACCUCACUACCCACCCAGGCUCCGCCUCCCCCAAUCCCCGCUCCCGCUCAGCCACGCUCCCAACCCCGCGCACCCGGAGGACGGACGCCGAGCGUGAGGCUUCGCCUCCUCCCGCUCCCCGGCGCCCGCCCUCGCCGGGGUCUCUGCCUCCGUCUCGUUUUUUAAGAGCUGCGUCACACGCAUGCCGUUCCCGGGAGCGCUCCCUGCCCCUCGCCGCGCGGCGCACGCACGUCGCCGCUCGCGCCGCGCUCGCCCGGGUCACUUUGACACGGCUCUCCCCUCCCACUACCAGGACAAUUAGCAUAUUAAUAAAGCCCGGCCCAGCCCGACUCUGGCCGGAGAGCCGGCGCUUGCGAGAGGGAGAGGACGCGCGAACGAACGGGAGCGAGCGCGAGGGCGGCGGCGGGGAGGGCGGCGGGAGCGCACAGACACGCACACGCACACGCGCACACACGGACACACACUCCGGGGACGCACACCCGCGCGUACACACGCAGAGGCAGCUCGCCUUCCUGCCUGGCUUCCUUCCUGUCUGCUCCGCGCCUGACAGGCCCCUCGCUGCAGGCAGGGGCGGCCCGCACCGGGCAGAGGCCGGGCCGGGCCGGCGGCGCGGGCAUCGGGGGCCGCGGGCGGCGGCAGCGGCUCAUGCCCGGCCUGUCCCUGCGAGGGGCGGGCAUCGUGACUCGGCUGGGCCCCCAGCGGCGGGCGAUGUGAAGAUGUCAGUGGGCUGUGCCUGUCCUGGUUGUUCCUCAAAGUCAUUCAAGCUGUACUCGCCGAAGGAGCCCCCGAACGGCAACGCCUUCCCUCCCUUCCACCCCGGCACCAUGCUGGAUCGGGAUGUGGGCCCAACUCCCAUGUACCCACCUACAUACCUGGAGCCUGGGAUCGGGAGGCACACACCAUAUGGUAACCAAACCGACUAUAGAAUAUUUGAGCUUAACAAACGGCUACAGAACUGGACAGAGGAGUGUGACAAUCUCUGGUGGGAUGCUUUCACAACUGAGUUCUUUGAAGAUGACGCCAUGCUGACCAUCACUUUCUGCUUGGAGGAUGGACCAAAGAGAUAUACCAUUGGCCGGACCCUGAUACCACGCUACUUCCGAAGCAUUUUUGAGGGGGGUGCCACAGAGCUGUACUACGUGCUCAAGCACCCCAAGGAGGCAUUCCACAGCAACUUCGUGUCCCUCGACUGUGACCAGGGCAGCAUGGUGACCCAGCACGGCAAACCCAUGUUUACCCAGGUGUGUGUGGAAGGCCGGUUGUACCUGGAGUUCAUGUUUGACGACAUGAUGCGGAUAAAGACGUGGCACUUCAGCAUCCGGCAACACAGAGAGCUCAUCCCCAGAAGUAUCCUGGCCAUGCACGCCCAGGACCCCCAGAUGCUGGAUCAGCUGUCCAAAAACAUUACCCGGUGUGGGCUGUCCAAUUCCACUCUCAACUACCUCCGACUCUGUGUGAUACUAGAGCCCAUGCAGGAACUUAUGUCCCGCCACAAGACCUACAGCCUCAGCCCCCGAGACUGCCUCAAGACCUGCCUCUUCCAGAAGUGGCAGCGAAUGGUAGCGCCUCCCGCGGAGCCCGCACGACAGCAGCCCAGCAAACGGAGGAAACGGAAGAUGUCAGGGGGUAGCACCAUGAGCUCGGGGGGUGGCAACACCAACAACAGCAACAGCAAGAAGAAGAGCCCAGCCAGCACCUUCGCUCUCUCCAGCCAGGAUGUGAUGGUGGUGGGGGAGCCCACCCUGAUGGGCGGGGAGUUCGGGGACGAGGACGAGAGGCUCAUCACCCGGCUGGAGAACACCCAGUUUGACGCGGCCAACGGCAUUGACGACGAGGACAGCUUUAACAACUCCCCCGCACUGGGCGCCAACAGCCCCUGGAACAGCAAGCCUCCAUCCAGCCAAGAGAGCAAAUCGGAGAAUCCCACGUCACAGGCUUCCCAGUGAAGGCCCUACCACGGCCACCCAGCGCUCUGCCUGCCUACCCCUCACAGCUCCAGGGAGCAGAAGACGGAAUAAAGAGACUGGGCGUCUGAAAUGGGCAGCCUCCAUCCACCCACUUCAGGGAGGGACUGGACUCGCUGGGGGCAGGUGCCAAGAUUUGCCCCCCAGUUGCCCUGGGCUGGGCCUGGCCCCUGCAGAGCCUUUUGGGGGAAGGGGGUACUCAUGUGGAUGCCUGUGUGGACCCUGGGCCUCUGAGAAAUGUCCCGACCCUCCUCUCCCCAGGGCAUUUGCCCUCGUUCUUACCCCAGGUUCUGGGUGCCCCAUCUUCCUGAUUUCUCCCUUGGAUCCUGGGGUUUAUACCUACAGCCCUUAGGGGCUAAAUGUUGGGGCUGUGGUUGAACGCCCUUCCCCUAGGUGGCUGUCAACAGAGGGUAAAAUUCUGGGCUCCUCCCUUUUGCCACUUACCCAGCUCCAAGUUUUUAAAAAAAUAAUAUUAUUAAAAAUGUAAAUUAAAAAAAAAAGUCACUCAUGUUCCCCUAUUCCCCUGUUGAAAAUCCAGCUUCCUCCUUCCUUCUGACGGAUGGAGGGCCUAGGGCCCAGGUGGGGGUGAGCAUUGGGCAGAGGAGUACACACACAGUUUAUACAGUUUGAGCCGCGCUUCAGAACAAGUCUUUGCCAUCUCUCUUCUCUUUCCCUCCGGGUGAUGAGUUUUGGAGCAUGCCAUUGGUUGGGGGUGGGAUCAUUGGUGACCACAUCUUUUGACAACCCCCUGUUGUCUGUCUCCCCAACCUCCAGGGCUCUGGCCUGGCCUCCUGGUCCUGGGAGUCCCUCUAGCCCCACCCCUCCACAGUGUGUAUUUUUACAGUCCUCUACUAGAGCAGCUGUUUCGGAUGGGUGGGGAGGUUCCCUCCCUCAGGGAGCACAGAGGGAAGGGAGCUGCUUUGUUUGUCACUGUGUUUUUGUCUCAGUGUCACGAAUAGGAUGAGAGGACUUUGUCCCCUCCACCCCAGAACUCUCCCAGCUUUUCAGACUGCAUCCAGUCCUAACCUCUCUGAGGGCAGGGAGCCACUAAGGCCAUCCAGCUUAAGCCCUUCAGGGAGAGAAAGGCCUCUAUCUCCCCCACGUCCCCAACUGAAGCAGACAUGCCUCUCCCCAUGUCCCCUCAGAUGGAGGAGCAGCAGCCAGUGACCUCCGCUCCAGUUCCUAGUUGGAGCCUGUGGAGGCUCAGGGUGAGGCGAGGAGAGGGCAAGAGCAGGGUUCUCGGGCUCGUGGCUCUGCUGCCUCUUCCUGUGGGCAGUCCCAGGGUGUGUGGGUGCCUGCUCUCCCCCCAUUCUCCCUUUUAGAUUAUGGGGUCCCUUGGGUCCUCUGUGCCAGCCACUUUCGGGAGGAUGCUCUCAGGAGCCAAAGGAAAGGGUGAGGUGAAGUUGGAUGUCCCAUCGCCGCUUUUUCCCCCUAUUCUUGCCUUUUUUUCUUUUUUCAUUUUUCUUUUUUUUUUUCCUUUUUUCCUUUUUUUUUUUUUUUUUUCUUUUUUCUUUUUUUUGGCCAUUUGAGUCAUGUAUGGUACCAAUCAAUAAAGAGACUUUUUGGGUU